AUGUACCUAUGGAACAACAAUUUGAUACUCACAACAGGAGUCAUCUAUAUGAUUAUUCUCGAAUUAGGAUUUAGCUCGGCACAAGCAAACAUUUUAAACGCCAUACUGGGUGUACCAACGGAAUGUUUACAUCAGGGCGGAGUAUGGCCCUGCAGACUUUCAUUUUCCUGUUGGUUACAGGGUGGUAAACAUGCUCGCGGUUGUGGCAAUAACAAAUGGUUCUUCUCCUGUUGCAUAGCUGCCGACGGUGACAUUUCCCCAGCUGCAAAUCUAGUUGAGACCGCUUUGGUAGAAUACAACAAAAAAGUAACUAAUCUGCCGAAACGUGUUUUCCUACGCAGACGCGAUGACAAUGACAUUACCACAAAGCCCGAAUGUGGUAUACCGCACAAUUUCCAAAAUACCCUACAAAAACGCAUCAUAGGUGGCAGGCCAGCACAAUUCGCCGAGUACCCUUGGCAGGCUCACAUACGUAUUGCCGAAUACCAGUGUGGUGGGGUGCUUGUAUCGAAAAACAUGGUGGCAACCGCAGCCCACUGUGUUCAACAAGCCCGAUUACAGGAUAUUUCCGUUUAUCUGGGAGAGUUAGAUACUCAAAAUUUGGGCCAUGCCCAGGAACCACUGCCCGCAGAGAAACACAAUGUCAUACAAAAGCUAAUACAUCCACUCUUUGAAUUUCGUAUGACUCAACCGGAUCGUUAUGAUUUAGCUCUACUCAAAUUGGCCAAGCCAACUGGAUUUAGUGAGCACAUAUUACCGAUUUGUUUGCCGGUUUAUCCAAUACGUCUGGCCGGCCGCAAAGCUGUAGUGGCUGGUUGGGGGAAAACAGAAGCAAGUCUGGGCCAGGCUGGAACGAAUAUGCUGCAAGUUGCCACCGUACCCAUAAUAACUUCUUUGGAGUGCCUUCGUUGGCAUGAAAGCAAACAAAUAAAAGUGGAACUGUUCAAUGAAAUGUUUUGUGCGGGGCAUUCAGAUGGCCAUCAAGAUGCUUGUUUGGGAGAUUCUGGCGGGCCGCUCAUUGUUAAAGAACGAGGUCGCUUCUUUUUGGUUGGCAUUACCAGUGCUGGAUUUGGAUGUGGCGUCGACCAUCAACCGGGAAUUUAUCACAAUGUACAGAAAACAUCCAAAUGGAUUCAAGAAAUGUUAAUGCGUCACGCUGUUUAGAUGUUGUGAAAUAAGUUCGCAAUGACUUCUGUUUUAGUUUAGAACUAGUUAAUUUGUGUGUAAACAUCUACAUUUUAGGCUUUUAGUAAUCAGGGUAUUUGUUGUUCCAAAAAGCAUUCAAUA
Messenger RNA from Musca vetustissima, 1287 nucleotides. RefSeq names its product serine proteinase stubble. Gene Ontology annotation, biological process: proteolysis. The record is from RefSeq and is a predicted model, not a curated record. Lineage: Eukaryota; Metazoa; Arthropoda; Insecta; Diptera; Muscidae. Gene Ontology annotation, molecular function: serine-type endopeptidase activity. The transcript is spliced from 7 exons. Bases 1 to 1164 code for a protein of 387 amino acids.